Molecule: messenger RNA, 1337 nt
Organism: Daphnia magna
Lineage: Eukaryota; Metazoa; Arthropoda; Branchiopoda; Diplostraca; Daphniidae
Product: vicilin-like seed storage protein At2g18540
Exons: 2
Coding region: 1-1212 (403 amino acids)
Source: RefSeq, a predicted model, not a curated record
AUGUCAAUUGAUCCUAACGAGGCCAGAGGCGGGAACGGCAGGCGUAGAAGAGCACAGUCUGCCGUCCCGUCCUUGGACCCGCGCGUUGAUAAUUUUGUAGAUUUAAUUGACGUAGAUCAAGUUGGUGAAGUUAGUCAAGAUGAUGAAGUGUCAGUGCCAAGUGAGUCGUCGGCGGAACGCCGAGCCUAUGCAGAGAUCGAGAGGAUGCGGCAGCAACGGGAAAUUGAGAGGCAGCAACGUGACAGGGAGAGGCAGGAAGAAACGGAGCGACGUCGACGGGAGAGGCAAGAACGCCACCAGCAGCGGGAUCGCGAGGGUCGCCUUCGACGAGAGCAAGAGGCCGAUCGUCGGUCGAGGGAAGAACGUCGCAACCGCGAUGCACGCCCCAGAUCCAGGUCCCCGCACCGCUCCAGACCGUCCCAGACGCCCGUAGUUCCGGCGCCUCCCGCCACGAGAAAUGCACUUCCACCGUCGCCGCCGCCGUCAGCCGGGACAUCGGAAAGAUCUCAGCAUCCAAGAAAAGUCCUGGUCUCGAAAGAAGAUUCGAGAAACCUCGCCGACUGGCUUAACAAGAGCGUCACGCCAGCCGAACUGAAGGGUUUUGCAGACAAAUACCCGAUUGAAUUCGAGAAGAAAGAAUUCAGCCUGGCUCCUCCACGUCUGGACGACUGGAUGACCAGGCGACUAAAAGAGUCCGCCGCCCACAAACCAGCCGAGGCGGCAGAGAAAACGUGGCUUUCGGUACAGCUUAAAGUGCUGGACAUAGCAGGACCGCUUGUCUAUCUCCACCAGCUGACGAAGCAGGGUCGCCCGCUGGACAUGGAAGAGGUGUCCGAAAACGUUAAAGUGGCGCUGGAGCUAACAGCCGCAGCGUCCUACGACAUCAACCGUAGAAGACGCCGGAACAUCCUCAACCAUACCGACCCUCGCUCUGACUACUUGCUGGAGGACCCCAAAUCCUUUUCAAGCAAGCAAACAGUUUCGUCACUGUUUGGCAAACGCUUCCUCGAAGCCAUGUUGAAAGAAGCGGACCAAGACGAAAAACUAAGCCGUCGUGGUCCACCAGGCCCAGCCCCCAAAACAGCUGCAGGACCGGUAACACGAUCGAAAUCCGGCAGAGGAGGCAGAGGGCAAUUUCCAUUCGACAACGAUCGAGGCGGCGGACGUGGGAGAAGAGGAAAUGGGAAAGGUUUGCGACGAGGAAGUGGUUAGCUUAUUAGAAAAAAAGGCCAUUGAGGAGACAUCCGAUUCGGACGGAUUUUUUAGUGCCCUUUUUGUAAUACCAAAAAAAGCGGGGGGCUAUAGGCCCAUUGUUAACUUAAAAGCGCUCAACAACU